AUGAUCACCGUGCUUCCGCUCCUGAUGUUCCUGAUCCGAUCACAACUUUUCUAUGCGUUCGUCGGAAAAACUUGGCCUGGUCUGGGACCAGUUGUCGUCUUGAAUUGCGGCAUAAUCGCUAUUGCUGUCACGGUUGCGAUACUGUAUCCUAGAGUGGGCAGCAUACUACGUUAUGUCGGCUCGCUCUCUGGUUUAAUCUACGUGUUUGCUCUACCAUGUUUGGUUUACAUGCGGAAGUUGCAUUUUGAGGGCCAGCUCACUCCUACAAAGCGAUUCAUUCACACAACAAUCAUCGCUAUUGGUGUUCUGAAUUUCAUUGCGCAGUUCAUUAUCUGA
Cooperia oncophora is the source of this 336-nucleotide messenger RNA. NCBI's taxonomy places the organism in Eukaryota, Metazoa, Nematoda, Chromadorea, Rhabditida, Trichostrongylidae. The record is from the annotation of a GenBank genome assembly.